GCAACAAAGUCAAGCCAAACCGUGAUCGACUGUUAUCCAUUCGUGCACCCUACCUAACAAACUGUUCUUUAUUUGUUCCAGCAGCCAACACCGUGUUGCAUGCCUCUAGGUACUUCAACACCUUCCAUCAACUGAAACGGCGCCAAGAUCUUCUCUGGGCACCAGGCGAGACCGAGCCCAUUGCUGCCCGCAUCUCCACCACCAGUGACUUUUCUUUCCCGUGAUUCACACGCAGUCCCGAGAGACGUCGCCGACGACCCCGCUGCCCACCGACGAGGCACCCAGCGAGGCAGAUGUGGACGGCGACAAAGGCUCGCAAACGUCCUGCGCUCCGAAUAGAUGCCGCUUGCGCGACCGCUCCCGAACAGCCUCGUGGAUGAGAACAUAGCACACAGCCGACGAUUACGGCGCGCCCCAACGAGUCCCUUCGAACAGCCCUUACCAAAGUGACCGGCCAGAUCGCCGCGAGAAAGAGACACAAUGUCGUACUACGGAAAUGGGAACAACUACUAUAAUCCCAACAUCCCACCCUCCCAUACAUAUCAGACGUCCUACAAUCCCGCCGAGCCGACCGCCGACAAUAGUGAGAACACCGCCGACGGAAGAUCCAGCUAUGCAUACACUGGCGCAACGCCCAGGCGCAAUAGCGUAGCAAUGCGCCAGAGUGAUGAGCUGUUCAUGGGAGGGACAACGGCUGGGGCCCCAGGGCAGAGCAGCGGAUAUCAAUACCCACCACAGCCUCAACACCAGCACCAGCAGCAAUAUAAUCCGCAGCAUUACAGUUCGCCUGUCGUAGCGCAACCGAAUCCCCAGGCGUUCGGCGGCGUUAACACAACCUUUCCUCCUUUGACCCACCAGCCCUACAACCCCGCCCUCUACGCAGACAGCACACUCACCAGAACCAGCACCGUCAGUCAUUCGUAUGGCUUCUCCCCAGCGUCGCCCGCAGUAUCCACCUCCUCGUAUCAUUCUCCUACCUUCCAGCAACAUUCUCAGUUCGGCCGGACCGCUUCCGUUCAAAGCGCACGGCCGACUUAUGCACCGCCAGCACCACCACCUUUGCCAGUACCCCCUGGAAGCGCACAAUCGCCGGCGGAGGACUGGGGGACAUAUCCCACAUGGCAACCCUCUGUAGCUUCUCCGACUCACGGGUACCAUCGCUCUUCCGACACUUCGCAUGCCCCGCUACCUUCUCCGCCAACCCAUGAUCCCCGAUACACAUCUCUUGAAGCUAUUAACUCGCAUGUGGCCCCGGCAGAUUACUCCAAUCGUCUUCCGCAAACACCACCCGCGCCUCAAGCUCCUCCGCAUCGGUCACCACAAAGACAGGACACUCUUGGUCAUCGGCCACUCCCUCCUCCUCCCCCACCGAAUGAAUCGGACAGUGACGGCUAUUAUGGAGAUCAGAAUGGGGAUGCUUAUCAGCAGGAAGACCUUUUCAAUCAGGUAGAAGCUCUGGCUUCCGGAGCGACUUCUGGUUAUCAAGCGCCUGUUCAGAUCCAGUACCCGGAUAGUGGCCAAUACUAUGACCAACCAGAACAAUCCUAUCCUGCGCGCAAUGGGGCACCCAUCAAUGGACAACACCUGGCACCAUAUCCCGUGCAGGACGUGUAUCCCACGAGCGACGAGAGCGAUGUGGAGGCAGCGGCCGGUUUGGCUGCUCUUCGUAUGGCCGAGGAACAGGAAGAGGCCGAGGAAGCUCGCAGACGCACUGGCAGCGCCGGACUGUUCAGUACAUAUACGUCUAUGCCAACUCCUCAUGUGCCAACCGCAAAUCAGCCAACAGUGCCGGAGGAGGCGAGUGAUAGCGAUGUUGUACCCUAUGAUGUGGGAUCCAUGGGUGGAAAUGUUCUUCCGCAUAUCACCUAUGGUGGAGAUCCGAAUCAGCUGGCUUCCGGUCCUCCCAACCAUUACGAUUCCCAAAGCCAUACGCUCUCCACGUCUGGCUCACUACGGCGAUCCGAGGCGGCGCACGAUGGUUACGAUCCUACCCACCCGUUCCCGUCCUACUCGACGAAUGCACGUGUGGAUACGUUCGGUACCGGCGGACUGGAGGAACCCAGUGAUCGACGAAGAAGCUACGACGAAGGGGACGAGGUUGGCCUUAUGGAUUAUUCUACAGCAGCUGCAGGCGAACCACCUGACAUGUUUUACCAUCCGGGCAUGUCUACAAGACGCCCACUCCCGCCUCCACCAGCGUCCAGUGAGUCUCGGACGACAUAUAAUCAUCAGAGCACAAGUUCGACCGGGUCCUAUGAGUACUGGCGCAACUCGCGGGCGUCCGAAAGUACGUAUGCCGAGUCCGUCGGGCUGCAAUCACCCACCGGGACGCUUGUCCCUCGGUCAACUUCUCUCCUCCAGCAUAACCACACUCCCCAGGCGAUCCCCUUGCCAAGGUCAAAGACGGACGCCGAACAGAAUCACCGAGCACGGCAAGCAAAUAGAAGUACGUACUAUGGGACGGCCGGCGAGAGCGAUGGUAACACCUUGACGCCGGGAAGUGCAGAGGCUGUCGCCAUUGAUUUGCCCACCCUCCCUGCAGGGAAGCGCUUCAACCCCUCCAAAUUGUCUAGCAGAGACUUCGACAGAUGCACAGAACCAUGGGCGCUCAGCUCGAUAAUAUCUUGGCUGAAAACAAUGACAGAAGGGGAGCAAGACCUGAAAGAGGGUCCAAUCACAGAGGGCUUGAUUGCUCUAUUCACCCAUAAAGUUCCUACAAUGAACAUUGCGGAUGCGGAAACACUCAGUAGCAGGGUGGUGGCGGGCAUGUACAAAGCUGGAGUUCUUGUGCAUGAGGAGGAGUGGCUCAAGUUCUCGACAGAGACCAUGACCGGCGUCAUCUUCCAGCUCACGGGUGCAGGCUGUUAUGCACCCUUUCUGCACGAGACGCCCACGCCAGGACGGUGUUACUCGCACCACUGCCAAAGAACGCUCAAGAAGCUUGAUCUCCAACAGGCCGGCGCCACGCCGCAGUCUGAUGAUUGGGCGACCUUCUACAAGUUGAAGAAGGAAGAUGUUGAAAAGGUGGACAAGAAAGAGGUGGAGCGUCAGAACAUCCUACACGAGAUUGUUCAGGGUGAGGACAACUACAUACAGCGGCUCGAUGUCCUGCGAACUCUCUACCGCGACAGACUCGCAUCUGCCUCGCCGCCCGUCAUCCCUCCGAAGAAACUCAACAAGUUCUUGAAGGAUGUUUUCGGGAAGAUCGAUGCUGUCAGAGCGGCGAAUGCAGAACACUUGCUACCACAGAUGAAAUAUCGGCAGCAUGAGCAAGGGCCAUGGUUGGUCGGAUUCAGUGACAUUUUCCGUGAAUGGAUCAGAAAAGCGAAGGCUGCGUAUAUUGAAUACGCGGCCGCCUUCCCAUACGCGACGUUUCUUGUCAGACAAGAGGCAGACAGGAAUAUUCUUUUCCGGACAUUCUUGGACGAGGCUCGCGCUCACAAGCUGUCUAAUAAGCUAAGUUGGGAUACGUACCUCAAGGGACCGAUUACUCGACUACAGCACUACGGGCUGUUGCUGAGCACUGUGCUGAAGAAAUCUACGGUCGACAACGAGGAGAAGCGGAACUUGCAGAUCGCAAUGGAGGAGAUCAAGGCUGUUACAAUUGAAUGUGACAACCGUGUUGCAGAGAUGUCCCGCAAGGUUGACCUGACUGACCUCCAAGCCAAGCUGAUCCUGCGGCCUGGUAUGCAACGGGUCGAGCUGAACCUCGACCAUCUUGGACGAGAACUUAUCUUCAAGGGCGACCUUCAGAGAAUGGGCGGCAAUCGGUUUACGUGGUUAGAGACUCACGCCCUGCUGUUCGAUCACUAUCUCGUCUUAGCAAAGACGGUGACUUAUCGAGAAGCAGACGGGGUUACGAAGUCGGAGAAAUACGACGUCUCAAGAUUGCCCAUUCCCAUGGACCUCCUCGUCCUCGAAAGUGAAGACGACGAUCCUGUCAUCAAAUCCGCCGUCAAAGGUAUCGCCGCCGUCAGCACAGUUGCAGGCAAAUCCUCCGCAUCCGAAGCACGGCUUGGGCGCGUAACAACCGGCACUCCCGCCCCAGGCAGUCUCCAGCACACAAACACCUCAACGUCGGUAGGCUCCAACAAUACGAGUAAUUCUGGCAAGACGGGAGGUUCCGCAUCUACCAUUGACGCCAGCAAGGACGAGAAGAUCAUGUACCCGUUCCGAAUCAAGCAUCUCGGAAAGGAGACGUAUACGCUCUUCGCGCCCACUGCACAGAACAGAGCCGAGUGGUGCGACAAGAUCAUCAUCGCCAAAACCAGGCAUGCAGCGGCCCUCUUUGCGCAAAACGCAGAGCCCUUCCGAUUACGAGUCAUGGCGGACGCCGCCUUUGCGUAUGAGAGCGCGAUGCCGGCUCAGAAGAGCAUCACCAUCAAGGGAACGCCGCUUGACCGCUCGAUCGAGGAGGUGGAGAAGCUGUUCGCCAACUCUGGCCGACCUGUCCCCAUCUGCAGGGCGCGGGUGAAUUGCGCGACGGCGUUCCAGCAGCCGUAUGGAAAGGCCAUGGUAGCUGUGGGUACCGACAUAGGCGUAUACAUAUCCGAGUACAACAACCCUCGAGGCUGGACCAAGGCCAUACAAAUCCCCAAAGUGACGCAACUCGCCGUCCUCGAGCAAUUCUCCCUCAUGCUCCUCAUCUCGGACAAAUCGCUCAUCGCCUACCACCUCGACGCCGUGUGCCCGGCCAACGGCGGCCCCGCCGGCUCGUCGGACUCGCACCGGCGGGCGCCGCAGAAACUGUCGGGCGCGCGCGACGUGGGCUUCUUCGCGACGGGCGUCAUGAAGGAGCGGACGCUGGUGUUUUACAAGAAGCGCGAGGGGCUCAGCUCGACGUUCAAGGUGCUCGAGCCCGUGUACCAGAAGAGCACGGAGAAGAAGUCGCGGUGGCUGAAAUCGGGGCGGACCGAGUUUUUCCGCGAGUACGACGAGUUCUACAUCCCCGCCGACUGCUACAGCAUCAACCUGUUCCACAGCUCGCUGGCCAUAUCGACGGCCAAGGGGUUCGAGGUCCUCACGCUCGACAAGAAGCAGCCGUGGUCGGUGCCCGAUCUCAAGGCGCCGCACGUGGCGACCAUAGCGAGCCGGUUGGCGGGCCAGGAUCCCCUGGGUAUGUUUCGGCUUAGCGAUCAGGAGUUUUUGCUGUGCUAUGAAGAGUGUGCCGUGUAUGUGAAUAAGCACGGGGAUAUUUCGAGGUCAGUGAUUAUGGAGUUUGUCGGCAAGGCCAAGAGCGCGGCGCUGUACGGGCCGUAUGUGUUGCUGUUUGACCCGGAUUUCGUCGAGAUACGGAAUGCGCAGAAUGGAAGGUUGAGGCAGGUGAUUGCGGGGAGGGAGGUUAAGUGUCUUGAUGAUGGGGGUGGUGGUGCGGGUGCGGGUGGCGCGGGGAUGAAGAGGACGGUCAAGUUGUGUUUGCAGCAUCCUGGCGUGGAGAAGUGUCAGAUUGUGGUCGAGUUGGUGCUGAAUGAGGGGUUGAAGGAGUAGGGCUCCUGGGCUACGUGUGCGAGUUGCUGAGGCAGCUUGAAGGGGAAAGGGGUGGGGAGGGAAGGGAUGGGGUAAGGCAUUCAUUCAUCCAUUGAUUCGGUGGCUCAUGUCGAUGAAUUACGCUGUCUGUUAAUGAUGAGCGAGGGAGGGGAAGCCAGGAGGGUGAAGGGACGCAUGCCCUUCUUUUUCUCUUGUCUAUUUUAUGUCAGCUUUCUUUCUGGAUGGAUGGUGUUGGGGGGUCCCGCUUGCUUGAUUGUUUUCUUCAUUUCUCUUCCUGGCUUUCUUCGUUUACGUGCGUGCCUGGAUCCAAGAUUCCAGAGCCCUCUAUCUACUUCCUCCUCCUUCUACUUCUUCUUGCAUAUACCGAUCCAUCACGCGGUUGUUUCUUUCGAAUCGGUAGUAAUAGAUAGAUGGGCUGUCGAGGGGGGGGGAAUAUGAUAUGGAUGGAUGCGUUUUCCUGCU
Molecule: messenger RNA, 5949 nt
Organism: Westerdykella ornata
Lineage: Eukaryota; Fungi; Ascomycota; Dothideomycetes; Pleosporales; Sporormiaceae
Exons: 3
Coding region: 481-5487 (1668 amino acids)
Molecular function (GO): guanyl-nucleotide exchange factor activity
Source: RefSeq, a predicted model, not a curated record